AUGGUGCCUUCCGGUAGAAAUUGUGUCCCUAUUACUAUACCAAUGUGUAGUGAUAUCGCUUAUAACAUGACUGUUUAUCCUAAUUUACUUAAUCAUCAAUCACAAGAAGAAGCCGGAAAUGCUAUAAGCCAGUUUAACGCCUUAGUUAAAGUCAAAUGUUCUGAAGAUAUCAAAUUGUUUCUUUGCACUGUAUAUGCACCAGUUUGUACUGUUUUGGAGAAACCGAUCCAACCUUGUAGGGAUUUAUGUCUAUCCGCGAAGAACGGUUGCGAAAGCCUCAUGCUAAAGUUCGGUUUCCGUUGGCCUGAGCAACUAGAGUGCGACAGGUUCCCGGCUGAUGGUAUUUGUGUAGGCGAGAACAGAACUUCAUCUACCAGUUUACCAAGAGACUCUUCGUUUAAAUCAUUGGAAUGCCCUAUGUCAAUGAAAGCCUCGCUUGGUGGUCACUUUAGUCUACCUCUAGCUUCUGGACGAUUGGACAGUUGUAGCUUGCCUUGCGAUGCAGAUAACCAGUAUCCUAUGCUAUUUGAUUCUCGUAUCCGACGUUUUCUACGGUUUUGGACCGGAGGAUGGUCGGUAGCAUGUGCUGUUUGCUGCGUUUUUACCAUCAUAACCUUCUUAAUUGAUAUGUCACGAUUUCAAUAUCCCGUGCGUCCAAUACUGUAUAUGGCUCUCUGCUACUUCAUGAUUGCUCUUGUAUAUAUGAUAGGUGUGUUAGGAGAAGAUAAGUUUGCAUGUGGGUCCUAUGGAGAUUCUAAGAAUUCCCUGGUAACCCAAGGUGGCGAGAAAGUACCGUGUAGUGCUCUAGCAGUGUUACAUUAUUACUUCACUAUGGCUAGUAGUGCUUGGUGGGUUGUAAUGUGCCUAGCUUGGUUCUUGGCUGCUAAUUUGAAGUGGGGCGCAGAGUCUAUUGAUAGUUUAUCAACUAUGUUUCACGCUGUAUGUUGGGGAAUUCCUGCCUUACUCUCAGUUGCAGUAUUGGUGACCAACUCCAUCGAUGGUGAUGUCUUUACAGGAACCUGCUCUGUUGGGAAUCUAGAACCUAAAGCUUUGCUGUACUUCGUGUUUUUCCCAAUGUCUUUUUGUAUUUGCUUGGGAAUCAUCCUUCUUGUAUGUGGCGUUUGGUCCAUGAUCCGAAUCAGGAGAUACAUCAAGCUACAGCAUUCAGAUAUUGAUAGGAAUAUCAGUAAACUGGAAAAAUUGAUGCUUAGAGUUUCUGCAUUUGCUGUUAUGUACGCUUUACCCACAGCCAUAAGUGCUGCUAUUUUGUGCUAUCAGGCUGUACAAAUGCCUGUUUGGAUUGAAGGAUGGUACACUCAUCGAUGUCUGCGUGCGGAUAGGCAUGUUUUUGGAUUCAGCACUCCCUUGUCCACUUGUCUUCCUCGUACUGACACACGACCUCCUGAAAUCCUGAUUUUCUUCUUGAAAUAUUUCACUCAACUUGUUGUUGGUAUAACCUGUGCCGUUUGGGUCUGUAGCUCUAAGACUGUAGGCAGUUACCAAAGAGCUUAUUCUCGUUUCUGUAACCAACGAUCUGCUGUGUCAACCACAGAACGUUAA
This is a messenger RNA of Auanema sp. JU1783, 1560 nucleotides long. The record is from the annotation of a GenBank genome assembly. NCBI's taxonomy places the organism in Eukaryota, Metazoa, Nematoda, Chromadorea, Rhabditida, Rhabditidae.